Messenger RNA from Eucalyptus grandis, 892 nucleotides. RefSeq lists its product as hypothetical. The record is from RefSeq and is a predicted model, not a curated record. Bases 157 to 633 code for a protein of 158 amino acids. Gene Ontology annotation, molecular function: structural constituent of ribosome. The transcript is spliced from 3 exons. NCBI's taxonomy places the organism in Eukaryota, Viridiplantae, Streptophyta, Magnoliopsida, Myrtales, Myrtaceae. Gene Ontology annotation, cellular component: mitochondrion.
AGCGCUCCCUCGUGAGUCGUGCUUUCGGCUUUCCCUAACCUUGGACGCUCAGAAAACCGCCGGAGGAUCAAGAACGUAAGAGCUCUGAUGUCCCAAAGCAGCCGCCGCGACAAGUGACGGCAGCUCUCGCGAUUCAAGGAAAAGGGGGAAAGAACAAUGGCGGCCGCUCUCGUCGGCAAGAACCCGACCCACCGAACCCUAGACCUGCUGCGGCAAUCGUUCGGCUUCCUCAGGAACUUCAGCGCCGCCGCUUCGCCGCCGCCGCCUUCUCCGGCGAGCGGCGCUUCUCCUCCCGCUUCUUCGAAGAAGCCGAAGCGGAAGAAGAAGAAGAACCUGUUCGAGGUGGCUCAGUUCCUUCCCAACUGGGGCAUCGGGUACCACAUGGCCAAGACUCACUGGGCCGGCGUCUCCUACCAGAUCACCAAGAUCAAUCUCUACAAGGAUGGGAGGCAUGGCAAGGCAUGGGGCGUCGUUCACAAAGAAGGGUUGCCACCUGCCGAUGCUCCAAAGAAAAUAGGUGGCGUUCACAAGCGCUGUUGGAGGUAUAUUCCUAAUCUGGGAAGUGCAUCUAGUAGCCUACCAAGUUCGACAAAGCCAACGGAAACUCCACAAGCUGAAGCUCAAGCUGCUUGACAUUUGUUUGUUUAGAUUUCACUGAAAUGAAGCUUGGAGGAGUCUUUGGGCUUCGAACUUUAGUGUAUUUGAUGAGUUCUUGGUGACGAUAGUCAAGAUUAACACCUCUAUUCCUGCCAAGAACUUUCACCAAUUAUGUGAUGAUUUUUCUCACAUCCCAUUUGGUGUGGGCCUUGAAUUGGAGAAGUAGGUGGGUGUUAACAAAUGCAGAUGAAAACAUUCCAUUUAGAUAAUAAUUUGACUGCCUACUAAGGAGAGU